This is a messenger RNA of Brassica rapa (field mustard), 968 nucleotides long. RefSeq names its product pathogenesis-related protein 1. The record is from RefSeq and is a predicted model, not a curated record. Lineage: Eukaryota; Viridiplantae; Streptophyta; Magnoliopsida; Brassicales; Brassicaceae.
AGUUUAGAAGAGAGAGAUCUAAGAAGCUCCAAACAACAAUAAAAAGAAGAAGAAUGUCGUUUUCUGGUUAUAGCUUCGUCGUACUAACAUUAUUCUCCAUCGUCUUAACUCAAAUAUAUGGUUUGGGAAAAGUUGACCCAAUGUAUGAUCUCAAACCGGAAGAAACGCUAGCGAUUCACAACCAGAUUCGAGCCGAUGUCGGGGUGGCUCCGUUGGUAUGGGAUGAUAAACUAGCUGCCUACGCACAGAACUACGCUAACGUACGAUCCAAAGACUGCGCCAUGAAGCAUUCAACUGACGGAAUGUACGGCGAGAAUUUAGCCGCAGGUUGGGUCCAACCUUUGGACACAAUGAGCGGUCCGAUUGCGACUAAGUUUUGGUUGACGGAGAAGCCUAAUUACAAUUAUGACACCAACAGAUGUAGUGGUGUAUGUGGGCAUUACACCCAGAUUGUGGCUAAUCAAUCGCAAAGACUUGGUUGUGGUACGGUCAGGUGUCAUAACAAUGAGUAUGUUUGGGUCGUAUGUAACUAUGCUCCUAGGCCAAUGGGUGAUGCGAACACACGUCCGUAUUAAUUAACUUUUGUGUUUUCUUUUAACGAUGACUAAACAGUAUGGUAAUUGGAGAGUGCGUAUUCGAUUUGUAUUAAAAAAAUCAUCUUCAACAUAUAUACUACACUUACAUAAUAAAUCACCAUUUUCAUUUUCUUGUGCUAAUAUUAUAUAUAACUAAUUCAAAUCUAAUACAUAUAUUAAAUUUGUAAUUUGCUUUUGCAUUUUAACAAUAUGUGAUUUUGAAACCAAAGAUGAACAAAGGAUAUUAGCAAUAGCAGGAACGAUAAAGAAUGAAUCGCAUCAAUAUCACCAAAAAAAGUAUUUGUCACAAAAAUAUUACAAAAGAAAUUUCAAAACAUUCCACUUUUUAAAUACUAACCCUACUAAACUCUAAACCUAAAUAUGAAAUAUACA